AUGGCAACAGAACCCGCAGAACAUGAGAUAACACUGGAUCCCAAGGAGCCUGUGGGCUCAAAUACAGCACUACUGACUCUUCCCGAGAGCACAGUCCCUCCACCAGAGCAGUGUGUCAUCUGCUUAGACCACAUCUCUGACAAAGCCAUUGCUCUACCCUGCCACCACGACCAGUUUGAUUUUACAUGCUUGGGAACAUGGCUGCAGCGGCAGCAGGUUUGUCCACUGUGCAAGUGUCAAGUCACAGCGAUUAGAUUCAACAUCCGCGACGGCGAUGAACAGAGGGGUCAAGUCUUCCAUCUCCCACCCGAAAGUCCCCCAGACGGUCGAAGCACGAAUCGUUUUCAUGCCGCUUCCGCCGCUCGACAACGACGAUUCAGACAAGGUCGGGCAUAUGCAAGAGGAGGGCACUACCAUACUGCACGAGCAGCACGUCCCGCAGCGUCGAAGGAUAGCGCGCUAGACUUUCGCAAACAGGUGUACCGUCAGAGACUCUACUCUCUCCACGUUGGCACAAAUCGCAUCUCGCGAUACCGGAAUCUUACGCCCGCGUCUUUCGCAACAGAUGAGCGUCUGAAUUCCCGAGCCCGCAUGUGGAUCAGGCGUGAACUUCAAGUAUUCGGUUUCCUCAAUCCUGACGACCCCCAAUCUUCGCGUCCCGGAUCCACCGACCGCCGCGCCAGUAAUGCGGACUUCUUGCUGGAAUACGUCAUUGGAAUAUUGAAGUCGAUUGACCUCAAAGGCAGUGCUGGGCAAGCAGAGGAAUUACUGAAAGAUUUUCUGGGCCGUGACAACGCUCGACUGUUCUUGCAUGAGUUGGAGGCUUGGCUGCGAAGUCCUUAUGAGCGUCUCGCAGACUGGGACCGGGCAGUCCAGUACGCGAUGCCGUCAGGGCUAGAUACUCAGGAUUCUGGGUCGAGUCAUGGCCGAAGUGACAAUAUUUCCUGUCUCCCUACGACCGGGGCAAAACCACGCGACAGUGAAGGGAGCGUGCCUCGAUGGUUCUCAGAGAGAUUUGUGCUCAGACACGACGGGGUACGGACGAGACCAACUUGA
Molecule: messenger RNA, 1056 nt
Organism: Fonsecaea nubica
Lineage: Eukaryota; Fungi; Ascomycota; Eurotiomycetes; Chaetothyriales; Herpotrichiellaceae
Exons: 1
Coding region: 1-1056 (351 amino acids)
Biological process (GO): protein monoubiquitination; protein polyubiquitination
Molecular function (GO): ubiquitin protein ligase activity
Source: RefSeq, a predicted model, not a curated record